AUGGCCGUGCCUCCGGGAGCCGAGCGCCGCAAGGUGUUCGACUUCGACACUGCCAUGUUUGUCAAGGGCACCAGCAUGGCCCGCGCAAUGUCCCCUUCCGCCUCCGAGGCUACCUCGCGCUCCUCCUUCUCCUCCGUCCGCGAAAACGACGACGGCUUCGCCCAGACCUUUACUCGAUCCAAAAUCUCCUCCUACAUCGACACUCCCGUCGACGUCUUUGACGAAUCCGGCUCUCCCGACGUUGAGAGCCCCCCGCCCGUCUUCCAGCCUCCUGUCACUCAGCCCAACUCCAAGCUUCAUGGCUUCUGGUAUCCCGCCGAGGGCUUCAAGGGCUGGCGCGAGAUCCCCAUCAAAGGGAGCAGGGUUGCUAGCCGCAGCUGCGAUGACCUGCGCAAUCUGCAUAUGACAUGGGAGAAACCGGCCCCCGUAGUCGAAGCGCCGCCCACUGGCGUCUAUCCCACCUCUGACGCGCCUCUUGAGAGACUGCCAAGCGAGAUCCUAGGUGCUAUCAUCGAUCUUCUCGUCGUUGAGAUCCCUCCCAACGGCCUCACCACCCGCAAUACCGACCUCAUGUCGCUUCUGCGUACCUCGCGCGCCAUCCAUGCCGCUACUCUCACCACCCUCUAUCGCCACAUAACCAUUCCUCACUCUCGCAUCUUCCGCAAGUUUCUCAACACCAUCACCGAAUACCCCGUCCUCGCCACUAUCGUCCGCCGCCUCGACUUCAGCCACUUCAACCCCUCCAUCAUGUUCUCUACCGCUGCCGAGCGACUGCAGGCCCAGAAUCUCACCAGCGAGACUCUGUUUCAGUGUCUCGCCCUGACUCCCUACUUGCAAGAAUUUCUCGCCCAAGAGUACAUUGAUGAUGACCUCGGCCCCGAUGUCCUUCGCAAGUUGUUGUUCGAUAUGCCCUCUCUGACCUCGAUCGAUUUUUGCGGCUGUUCGUCUCUUGCUUUUAAGAAAUCCUUCCUGGCCAUUCUCGACGACCCUUGGCCCGAGACUCUCAGCAUCACCAAACUCUCCUUCCACAAGUCUCUGAGCCUACCUUCCUCUGUCUUUGAGACCAUUCUCCCCAGAAUGCCCCGCGUCACCCACCUCGAUCUUGCCGGAACCCGAGUCACGGACAAGGCGCUUCUUUCUAUUCCUGCAUCUGCCCAACUUACGCACUUGAACCUUGCAAAGUGCAAGGAGCUGUCUGCCGAUGUUGUCACCAAAUUUAUCACCUCCCACCCUGCUGCCAGAAACCUAGUUUUCUUGAGCCUGGGUGCCGAUCCCAGCACUCACUUGCUGCUGGGCAAGAGUGACCUCGACGCUCUUCUGCCCAACCUGCCGCCCACCCUCAAGUCCCUGAACCUUCGAGGCAGCAGAAUGGACUCUUCCCAUAUCGAACAGCUGACCAGGUUGUCGCAGACGCUGGAAGAGCUGGCCGUCGGUCGGGGCCUCGCGAUGAGCGACAUUCACCGCCUGUUCUUCCGCGACCAGCAGUGGCAGACUCACACCCUCAAGUACAUUGACAUUUGUGACGUCGAGACCAUUAUUGGUAGUGCUAGCACCCUGCUCGCCUCGGCCUCUGCUCCUCUCCACGUCGUGGAGCUCUCUGAGCGUGCGUAUGAGCGCGCCGCCAAGGUUAACAAGAAUCUGCAGCGCGUUGGGUGGCUGGCGCACGAAUUUGGUAGCCGUUACUGGCUUAGACGCAUCGAUACCGAUGAAGACAACUUUGACCACGGUCACCGCUCCUGGAAGAUGGGCGCGAAGAGUUGGGGAAUGCGCAAGAUUCCUACUGUCGUCUCAGAAGUGGGAGGCAUGUACGGAUCUUACAUGUUUGGUCGUCGACUUUGA
Molecule: messenger RNA, 1839 nt
Organism: Cordyceps fumosorosea ARSEF 2679
Lineage: Eukaryota; Fungi; Ascomycota; Sordariomycetes; Hypocreales; Cordycipitaceae
Product: Leucine Rich Repeat domain protein
Exons: 2
Coding region: 1-1839 (612 amino acids)
Source: RefSeq, a predicted model, not a curated record